This is a messenger RNA of Sitophilus oryzae (rice weevil), 873 nucleotides long. Its product is annotated as glycoprotein 3-alpha-L-fucosyltransferase A-like. Bases 127 to 873 code for a protein of 248 amino acids. The record is from RefSeq and is a predicted model, not a curated record. Gene Ontology annotation, molecular function: alpha-(1->3)-fucosyltransferase activity. Gene Ontology annotation, cellular component: membrane. Lineage: Eukaryota; Metazoa; Arthropoda; Insecta; Coleoptera; Curculionidae. The transcript is spliced from 5 exons.
GUUUCUGUGCUUAGUGGUUAUUAGUAAAUUUAAGUGUUUUAAUAAUAAAAAAAAUACAGUUAUGCUUGGUCCACAUUAUUUAUAAGUUAUAGAUUCGUUAUAAUAAAGUAAUGGAGUAUUCCUAAAAUGCCUCCACGACUCUCAGCCCGCAAGUUCGUCCUAGCUUUCCUCGUGGUUAUCGGAGUGACGGUCUUGGUGGGUACCAAGUACAACUUGUCUCAUCUGGUCAACAAAUCCGCACAACCGUUGGUUCAAGUGUUUAAAAAUGAACUCGGAGCUCAAACCCAGAGACCAGAAGAACAAGAGGAAUUUCUCGAUAACAACAUAUUCGAGGAGCCGGAAAAAACAGUGAAACCUCCAGAAAGGCCGUGGUUCCUGCCUGAUGGUACGAUUUACCCUACGAAAAGUAAAGGACCUCCAAGACUGUUUCCUGAUCAAGCCGAUGGAGAUAGGAUUUAUGAUCAGUUGAUGUACAUGCCAGAUGACUAUCAAGGGUACGACUCGCCGGAAAAGACGAUCUUGCUGUACAACGGAUUCAGCGGCUGGGGCCAGAAAAAGGGCAGUGCAGCAUUUCACGAAUGCCCUAUCAGUAGAUGCACUUUGACUGCGGAUAGGAGCAGGGCUUCCGAUGCAGACGCAAUUCUGUUUAAAGACAGAGUUGUUCAGCCUCCGGUGGACAGGCCUAUGAAACAGGUGUGGAUAUUAUAUCACUUGGAGUGUCCGUACCAUACGCAAAGCGUCAAAAUUCCGGAUUCGAUAAACUGGACCUCAACAUACAGGAGAGACAGCGAUAUCGUAGCUCCAUACGAAUAUUGGAUGUACUAUGAUCCAGAGUGUAAAGCCCUUUGUUGUUAUUAUUACUUUUUGUUAUGA